Monoraphidium neglectum is the source of this 1320-nucleotide messenger RNA. RefSeq lists its product as hypothetical. Gene Ontology annotation, biological process: regulation of DNA-templated transcription. The record is from RefSeq and is a predicted model, not a curated record. Lineage: Eukaryota; Viridiplantae; Chlorophyta; Chlorophyceae; Sphaeropleales; Selenastraceae. The transcript is spliced from 4 exons. Gene Ontology annotation, molecular function: DNA-binding transcription factor activity; DNA binding. The coding region runs from base 1 to 1320 and encodes 439 amino acids.
AUGGUAUUUGAGCAAAGCAGCAGCGGAGGCCGCGGCACGGGCGCCGCGGUGGCUAUUGACUGCCCAGGCACACAGCAGCAAGGCGAGCUGGAGUCCAAGCCGCCGCCACCGCCGCCGCAGCAGCAGCAGCAGCAGCAGCAGCAGCAGCAGCAGCAGCAGCAGCGGUGGCAGCGGUGGCAGCAGCAGCAGCAGCGGUGGCAGCUGCAGCAGCAGCGGUGGCAGCUGCAGCAGUGGCAGCAGCAGCAGCAGUGGCAGCAGUGGUGGUGGUAUCAGCAGCUGCUACAGCAGCAGCAGCAGCAGCAGCAGCAGCAGCAGCAGCAGCAGCAGCAGCAGCAGCAGCAGCAGCAGCAAGCCCAGAUGCAACGGAAGCAGUAUGGGCCCAAGCAGUCACAGUAUAAGGGGGUCUGUUGGGACAGAAUCUGCUGGCGCGUGACAAUCCGCUACAAAGGCAAGCAGCGCUAUGUCGGCAGGUUCAACGACGAGGUAGAGGGCGCCCGCGCAUACGACGUCGCCGCGCUGCUGCUCUUCGGCGAGGAGGGGCCAGUCAAUUUCACGCUUGAAGAGGCUCGGCAGCUGGCGCCGAGCUUUGAUAACCACCCCAAAAUGGCAGCCUUAGCCGCGCUGGCGCAGCGGGGCGAUGACAAGCGGCCGCCUUGCGCCGCGCCGGCCGCCGCGCCGCUGCCCCCACCGCAUCCGGCGCCGUCCACAACGCGCCCGGCGGCGGCGGCGGCUGGGGUUGGCGCCGCCGCGUCACCCCAGGGAAAGCGGCUGCGGAAGACUCCGGCAAGCUUCCGUGACACGUGCUCGCACGCCAGCCCCGCGCCAAGCACCGCCCCGAGGACCCCGCUGGCCAGCCCAGGGCCGCCGCCUGCGCUCGCGCCCCAGUGCGCGCAAGCGGCGUGGGACGGCACAGGGGUGGCAUUGGCGGCGUCCGGCGGGGCGGCUGGGGCGGGCGCCGCAGGCACACAGCAGCAAGGCGAGCUGGAGUCCCCGCCGCCGCCGCAGCAGCAGCAGCAGCAGCAGCGGCAGCAGCAGCAGCAGCAGUGGCAGCAGCAGCAGCAGUGGCAGCAGUGGUGGUGGGGUCAGCAGCUGCUGCAGCAGCAGCAGCAAAAUCAACAACAGCAGCAGCAGCAGCAGCAGCAGCAGCAGCAGCAGCAGCAGCAGCAGCAGCAAGCCCAGACGCAACGGAAGCAGUUAGGGCCCAAGCGGUCGCAGUACAAGGGGGUCUGUCGGGACGCAACCUGCUGGCGCGCGACAAUCCGUUACAAAGGCAAGCAGCGCUAUGUCGGCAGGUGCGCAGGCGGCGGUCCCGCAGAAUAG